AUGUCUAAUACGUCACCAGGAUUUCUUCCACCUUUCCUUCCCCAUUCGACGCUCUGGUUCGCGAAAUCCAUUGGUUUGUUUUCUGGAUUCUCUGCCAACCAAUUCAUAAUCUUGACAUUUGAAAAUAAGGGUUCGGAGGUUAGAUUUUUACGGACUUUCGGGACCUCGGCAUGUCUAAAAUACUCUGAUGGGAAUGAUUGGUCCAGACCGAUGACGAUUUUUCCUGCAAAGUCCUUCAGAAGGUCCUUAGAAAAGCUUAAAGAGAGAUAUUUGAAGAGAAUAGAACCUAAGGAGGAUGAUGAUGGUGAGCUCCUGGACACAAAGGAUGAAGGCGGCGAUGGCACUGAGGCUCCAGUUUCAAAAUUUUCUGGUAAAAAGAAAGGAAAGGCCAAGAAAGGUGGAAGCAAUAAUGCAUUGAGUGCUUCAAGUUUUGGUUUACUUGGAGAAGGAGAUGACGAGGAUAAUGAAGAUUCGGGAAUAACGAAGAGAAUGUUGAUUAAGAAAAAUCAGGAUAAUGAAGUAGCAGGUUUUGCACCUAAUGAGAAGCAAAUUUCUGAGCUUCUUAAAGUUGGAAAGGACAAGAGAGCACUGAAAGUGGCGAAGAGGAAGUUGGGCACCCACAAAAGAGCAAAAAAGCGUGAAGAGAUGGCAUUUGUUCUCCAGAAGAUGAGGGCUGCUGGAGGUGGAGAAAAGAAGAAGUGA
Messenger RNA from Fraxinus pennsylvanica, 702 nucleotides. NCBI's taxonomy places the organism in Eukaryota, Viridiplantae, Streptophyta, Magnoliopsida, Lamiales, Oleaceae. The record is from the annotation of a GenBank genome assembly.